Molecule: messenger RNA, 183 nt
Organism: Phytophthora nicotianae INRA-310
Lineage: Eukaryota; Oomycota; Peronosporomycetes; Peronosporales; Peronosporaceae
Exons: 1
Coding region: 1-183 (60 amino acids)
Source: RefSeq, a predicted model, not a curated record
AUGGACGUGGUGGACGUGGGCGACGACGGAAACUCUGAGUCGUUUGAUCAGACGGAUGAUGUCCAGGUGCCGCUCGCACAAGUGGUAGAUAUUGACACGAAAUCCGGGCCAAUCCAGGACGAAGCGCUUCUGCGUAAGACGUUCUGCAUAAGCGACGAUCUGAUACCUCUUCGUACAGUGUAG